Lodderomyces oxycetoniae is the source of this 1653-nucleotide messenger RNA. RefSeq names its product mRNA-binding ribosome synthesis protein (gene PES1). NCBI's taxonomy places the organism in Eukaryota, Fungi, Ascomycota, Pichiomycetes, Serinales, Debaryomycetaceae. Bases 1 to 1653 code for a protein of 550 amino acids. Gene Ontology annotation, biological process: maturation of LSU-rRNA from tricistronic rRNA transcript (SSU-rRNA, 5.8S rRNA, LSU-rRNA); ribosome biogenesis. The record is from RefSeq and is a predicted model, not a curated record. Gene Ontology annotation, molecular function: RNA binding. Gene Ontology annotation, cellular component: PeBoW complex; nucleolus. The transcript has a single exon.
AUGGGUAGGAUUAAGAAGAAAGGUACAUCGGGAAAUGCUAAGAAUUUCAUUACUAGAACUCAAGCCAUCAAAAAGCUUCAGAUUUCUUUAGCCGAUUUCCGUCGUCUUUGUAUUUUCAAAGGUAUUUAUCCAAGAGAACCACGUAAUAAAAAGAAAGCUAACAAAGGAUCAACUGCACCUGUUACGUUCUAUUAUACAAAGGACAUUCAGUAUCUUUUACAUGAGCCCGUUUUGGAUAAGUUCAGACAGCACAAGACGUUUGCAAAGAAAUUGCAACGUGCCUUGGGUAAAGGGGAGAUCUCAGCUGCAUCUAAAUUGGAUUCAAAUAGACCAAAAUAUACAUUAAACCAUAUAAUCAAAGAGAGGUACCCCACGUUUCUUGACGCAUUACGAGAUUUGGAUGAUCCUUUGAAUAUGUUGUUCUUGUUUAGUAAUAUGCCUGCUACUGAUAAGGUCUCAACAAAGAUCAUUGGAGAAGCUGAGAAAUUGUGUAACUAUUGGUUAGCCUAUAUUUCAAAAGAGAGGUUAUUGAAAAAGAUGUUUGUUAGUAUAAAGGGUGUGUAUUACCAAGCAGUGGUAAAGGGGCAAGAAAUCAGAUGGUUGGUACCUUAUAAGUUUCCUACAAAUAUUCCUACUGAUGUUGAUUUUAGAAUCAUGUUAACGUUUUUGGAGUUUUAUUCAACAUUGGUAAAUUUUGUUUUAUUCAAGUUAUUUAAUGAGUCAGGGUUAAUUUAUCCACCACAUAUUGACAUCAAUAAGUUGAAAGGAGCUGGUGGAUUGAGCAGUUAUGUUAUACAGUCAAAGGAAGGAAAGAUUGCACCUUUGUUAUUGCAGCAAAAGGCAGAAGAGAAGGGCGACGCGAGUGAAGAAGGCAAAAAGCUAUCCACCGAAGAAAUUCAAAGAGCUAUGGAAGCAGAUAAAAGUAAAGAAAAGGGGGGAGAAGAAGAGGAAGAAGAAGAAGGAAAGAACUCUCAAGAGGCACAACCAAAUGUUGAAGAUAUUGAAUUGGAUGAGUUCCAAAACGGGUCAACAAACAACACAGCAGAUACAUUAAUCCAGCCAUCGAGAUUCUCAUCGCCGACAUCCCAGCUUUUCUCUAAAUUUGUUUUCUUUAUUGGAAGGGAAGUUCCUUUAGAUAUUCUAGAAUUUGUCAUAUUAUCAUGUGGUGGGAAAGUCAUUUCAGAAAUAAGUCUCGAUGAUUUGAAAAUGAAUGAUCCAAAAUUGUAUGCAUCCUUAGAUAUGGAUUUGAUAACUCAUCAUAUUUGCGAUAGAAACAAAAUAGCACUGAAAAUUCCAGGAAGAACUUACAUACAACCACAAUGGGUUUUUGACAGUAUCAAUAAACAAAGAUUGGCUAAUGUUGGUGAAUACGCGCCGGGAGAAACAUUGCCACCGCAUUUGUCACCAUGGGGAGAUGCACAUGGAUACAAUCCACUUGAGACUGAGGAUGUUGAAAAGAAACAAGAAGAAAACAAGGAGAAUGAGGAGGAGAAUGAGAAUGAGAAGAAGGAGGAGGAGGAGGAGCCUGCUAACCUUAUCAUGCUUAGUAAAAAGAAGAGAAAACUUUACGAUAAGAUUAAACAUUCUCGUAAUAAAAAGAGCGAGAGAAUUGAGGAGUUGACCAGGAAAAGGAAGGAAUUAGAAAAGAAGUAA